GAGCCGCUGGGGAAUUAAUAUAUUGAUGCGUACGGGAAGGAAUUUCCACGAAGUUUUCUCACAAAACCGAUCGACACCCAAACAUCCUAUUAAACACCAUUAACAUAUAUUUCCAAGAACAUCAUGGGCGACUCAGCUUCAGCACCGAUACCAGUUGUCCUCUGCGGCAAAGCCGAAGUCGUCGGUAGGCAAGUCGUGGAAGGCUUGAAACCCGAUAUCGACGUGAUCCUAUUUUGCCAAGGCAGCAAGCCCACAGCCGCCGAGGUGCCUUACAUCCUGCAGGGCCGCGCGCCCCCGACGCAGAGCAGCUACAUCGGGUCCGGAACCUACGCGACGCUUCCGAAAGCGGUGAUCAUGGGCAUGGCGUGGAACGCGGACGACGUAGCGCUGGUGAAGGCGGCGAUCGAGAGCGUCGGCUUGCCGGCCGGUUCCGCGCCCGUGAUCCUGCGCAACGACACCAGCGUGCCGACGCCGCAGCCGCCCGACCCUGAAUACGGGGUGCAGCUGAUGCGCCGCAUACGCUUGGCCGUGGGCAAGCUGGUGCGCGGCGAGAAGCUGCACGGGCCUGAGGAGGGCGUUGUGUGGUAUUAAAUCGGCAGACUUAGAACCUAUUAACUUCGCGACCCUCGCGCUUGAUUUUCAAGGGUACCUAGACUGGAUUGAUGGCACAGUUGAGAGGAUGCAUGGCACUUAUCACAAACGAAGAGCAAUAAUAUUAAUCGAAGUAUUUGUU
This is a messenger RNA of Annulohypoxylon truncatum, 733 nucleotides long. RefSeq lists its product as uncharacterized. NCBI's taxonomy places the organism in Eukaryota, Fungi, Ascomycota, Sordariomycetes, Xylariales, Hypoxylaceae. The record is from RefSeq and is a predicted model, not a curated record. Bases 124 to 591 code for a protein of 155 amino acids. The transcript is spliced from 4 exons.